Molecule: messenger RNA, 1041 nt
Organism: Ictalurus furcatus (blue catfish)
Lineage: Eukaryota; Metazoa; Chordata; Actinopteri; Siluriformes; Ictaluridae
Product: E3 ubiquitin-protein ligase TRIM32
Exons: 1
Coding region: 1-1041 (346 amino acids)
Biological process (GO): negative regulation of translation; proteasome-mediated ubiquitin-dependent protein catabolic process; protein polyubiquitination
Molecular function (GO): ubiquitin protein ligase activity; protein binding; translation repressor activity
Source: RefSeq, a predicted model, not a curated record
AUGGAUUUAAAAGACCAGCAUCUGAAAGACAGCUGUGAAAGUUCCAAACGAGUAUCUCGGUCUUUGUCUUUGUCUGAAAUAGAAGGAAGAGGAAGAGGAACCAAAACUGAACAUAGUGGAGACAGAAGCAAAAAAGAACGAGGAGGCUCAGGCCUGCCAAAGGUUGUGGAAGAGGGACGAACACUAAGAGUGGGACUUCUGGUAAAGAAAUUUGGUAAGCAGGGCUCAGGACGCACUGACUUCACUCUGCCUAGUGGAGUUCAUGCCACAGCUCAAGGUCAGCUGUUUGUAGUGGACUGUGGAAAUGUCCGUGUGCAGGUAACAGACCAACAGAAGACCAUCGUGCAGCAGGUGACGCUACCGGCAGUUGACUCUACCUCUCGACACUGUCGCAAUUUUUUUGAUGUUGCUGCUAACUCCAAGGGCUUGAUAGCACUGACAUGUGCUGCAGAACGUGCUGUGCUGGUCUUUAACCGCCAUGGUCGCCUCUUGCAGACCUUUGGGGGCUCUGGUACUCAGCAAGACUUUGAGGCUCCAAGAGGUGUCACUGUGACAAAUCUAGAUGAGUUUCUAGUUGCCGAUAUUCGGCGUGGCACUUUGACAACUCUGAAACUUGACCCUAAAACAGGAACCAAGAUAGAGCGCACCGUAGUCACAGGAUUUCACCGGCCCUAUCUGGUGGCAGCGUGUCUCACUACAGGCCUUAUGGCUGUGUCUGAGAGGGGCAAUGAAACUGGACGUGCAGCUUGUAUAAGGGUUUUGGAACCUGGUUGGAAUACCAUUCGCACAUUGGGUGUAUGCUCAGGCAUGGGACCUGUGCUCACCAGCCCUUGGGGUAUAUGCAUAGAUGCAGAUGGAAAUGUUCUUGUGGCAGACUGGGGCAAGCAGCAUCGUGUGGUGCUGUACCCUGCAGUUGGUGUGGGUCGGGAUAUUGUUACCCAAGGCCUUAGCAGCCCUAGAGGUCUUGCUUUGCUGCCUGAAGGUCACCUUGUGGUCUCAGAUAGCAUGAACCAUUGCAUUAAGAUUUACCGCUACAAGUAA